CCAUAAUAAAGGUGCAUACACACAUGAACUUCAAAGAAACAGAAGAAGAAGAAGAAGAAGAAGAGCUGAAACCUAUCCUGGUCCCUGCCUUCCUGCCUGUCUGGCUUCUAACUUUUAUAAUUUUUAUUUUUGAUACACUGCAUUUCAGUGUAUCAAAAAAUCAUGGCGGCGUUAGAGUCUCCGGAGAAUCAUAUAAAGGCAACUGCAACAUCAACGGCAACAACAUCAUCAUCGACGACGUCGGAUCUUAACUUCUCCGUUCGACGGAGGUCUACUACUGUCACGGAUUCGCCUUCGACGGAGAUGAUGGAAUCGGAGGAUUUGAAAAGUAAUGGUAAAGAAUGCGAUAAGGUUACGAAUGAGAAUCGAUCGGAUAUUAAAUUCAAUUAUCGGCCUUCAAUGCCUGCUCAUCGUGGUGUUAGAGAGAGUCCUCUUAGUUCUGAUGCUAUUUUUAAACAAAGUCAUGCAGGUCUCUUCAAUCUCUGUAUAGUUGUGCUUGUGGCUAUAAACAGCAGGCUUAUCAUUGAAAAUAUAAUCAAGUAUGGUUGGUUAAUUAACGGUGGAUUUUGGUUUAGUUCAAAAUCAUUAAGAGACUGGCCCCUGUUUAUGUGCUGUCUUAGCCUUCCAGCAUUCCCUUUCGCGGCCUAUCUUGUUGAGAAGUUGGCAUAUCAAAAUUAUUUACCUCAACUUGUUGUUGUUUUCCUUCAUACAAUCAUCACCACAGGAUCACUUUUAUAUCCAGUUUUAGUAAUUCUCAGGUGUGAUUCUGCUUUUCUAUCUGGUGUCACGUUGAUGCUCUUUUCUUGCAUUGUGUGGCUAAAAUUGGUAUCUUAUGCUCAUACAAACUCUGAUUUGAGAGCAAUUGCCAAGUCAAUAGAUAGGGUAAGUAUAUUUGAAAAAGCUCAGCAGGAAGAUGUCCCAUCCAUUUCUCCUUAUGUGGGUAAUCCUUAUGAUACUUACUUUAAGAGUUUGGUCUACUUCAUGGUGGCUCCCACAUUAUGUUACCAGUCAAGCUAUCCUCGCACUGAAUCUGUUCGAAAGGGAUGGGUGGUUCAACAAUUUGUCAAGUUAAUAAUAUUUACUGGAUUCAUGGGAUUUAUCAUAGAACAAUAUAUCAAUCCUAUUGUUAAGAAUUCACAGCACCCUUUUAAAGGAAAUCUCUUGUAUGCCAUUGAGAGGGUCUUGAAGCUCUCAGUUCCUAAUUUAUAUGUAUGGCUUUGCAUGUUCUACUGCUUUUUCCACCUGUGGUUAAAUAUACUUGCCGAGCUCCUUUGCUUUGGUGAUCGGGAGUUCUACAAGGAUUGGUGGAAUGCAAGAACUGUUGAAGAAUAUUGGAGAAUGUGGAAUAUGCCAGUUCAUAAGUGGAUGGUUCGCCAUAUCUAUUUUCCAUGCCUACGGAAUAAAAUACCGAAGGGGUUAGCUAUACUUAUUGCCUUCUUAGUUUCAGCUGUAUUUCACGAGGUAAGAUGAUUCUGACCAGAGACUGCCAGAAGUUCGUUUUCAACUGACAGUUUUAAAACCAGUUUUAUGCUUGCUCCCCCCACUCCCUAAGAGAAGAAAAGGGAAGAAGGAAAAGUAUCAUCUUUUAAGUGUGUUGAAUUAGCUAAUGGAAACAUGGCUUCCUCUUUCUCGUUUGGAUCAGGUUCCCUUAGUGGUGAUCACAAAAUUUCUCCAAAAUAAGUUCAGAAGCUCCAUGGUAUGUCCAUUUCUUCACCUCUUCAUCUCCCAAGCAGAGAGGUUAAAAUCUGGAACAUCUGAUAAAUAGCAGACUUCCAAACCCCGCUCUAUUCCAUCAUGCAAAGUGUAGUCCGCCAUGGUAGAUGGCCAUGGAGUACAAAAUCAAACCCCGAUGAGCAGCAGCCUGUUCUAGUCCAUGACAGAAUGCAAUUCUUUUCAUGACAGGUGGGAAACAUGAUCUUCUGGUUGUUUUUCAGCAUUCUUGGUCAACCAAUGUGUGUGCUUCUGUAUUACCAUGACUUGAUGAAUCGGAAGGGGAAAACUGAAUCAAGGUGACACGAGCGUGGUAGAGCUUGCCAAGAUCAACAAAAAGCAUGGUUAUGGAAGUGCUUUUUCCCAUGUGUUCUGCAGGAGAAAUGGUGUUGAGCCGUGUUAUAUCGAGAUGUCUUUUUUAUUUAUUAUUUUUGAAUGUCUUUGAUGUACACGCAAUUUUGGUAGUACAGGCACUGGGAAUUAAAAUGCCAAAGUGACACUGGUUUUUUUUUUUUUUUUUUUUUAUGUUGGUUGGUUUGGUUAGUCAUUUCUAGAAAAAUGUUAAUGGUUCCUGUUCCAUGGUUUGGCUUUUCAAAUUCAUAUCCUGUUGUGACUGCGUUCAA
Messenger RNA from Populus trichocarpa (black cottonwood), 2333 nucleotides. RefSeq names its product diacylglycerol O-acyltransferase 1. The coding region runs from base 163 to 1470 and encodes 435 amino acids. The record is from RefSeq and is a predicted model, not a curated record. The transcript has 15 exons. Gene Ontology annotation, biological process: triglyceride biosynthetic process. Gene Ontology annotation, molecular function: diacylglycerol O-acyltransferase activity. Lineage: Eukaryota; Viridiplantae; Streptophyta; Magnoliopsida; Malpighiales; Salicaceae. Gene Ontology annotation, cellular component: chloroplast envelope; endoplasmic reticulum membrane.